Linum trigynum is the source of this 1138-nucleotide messenger RNA. The record is from the annotation of a GenBank genome assembly. Lineage: Eukaryota; Viridiplantae; Streptophyta; Magnoliopsida; Malpighiales; Linaceae.
UUCUACUUACUUACUGCCCACCUCUCUCUCUCUCUCUCUCUAACCAACUAAACUUCCCUACACUGUACAGUUAAGUUCAUCGUCACUCUGUUCACAAGUUGUGGGUUGGAAUCGAUUCAUGGAAGAAAUGGAGCUACAAAACUACCAAAAGCCCGACACGUCGUCGUCAUCCUCCGCCUCCCCGCGGCUGAAGCUCUUCGGCUUCAACGUCUCCUCAUCCAACUGCUCAGAAGAUGACAACUAUAACCAUAAUUACAACAGCUAUUACGAUGAGGACCACCAUCACCAGCACCAAAUCAACGCCGCAGCUGAAUCACUGGAAUCCAGCUGUUUCACUUCUUCCACAUCGGGCCCACCAGCUCCGCCGCCGACGGCGUCAGACGACGGCGGGAACGGCAGGAAGUACGAGUGCCAGUACUGCUGCAGGGAGUUCGCCAAUUCCCAGGCUCUAGGGGGACACCAGAACGCGCACAAGAAGGAGCGCCAGCAGCUGAAGCGGGCCCAGUUGCAAGCCACACGCAACGCAGCGGCGGCCGCUGCCGCCGCAGUGUCUUUCGCCGGCGGCAUGAUCAGGAAUCCCAUGUGCUCCGCCUUCGCUCCGCCGCCGCAUCUCCUCCCUUCUCCUCCAUCCGGCGGCGCUGGAUCCCUAAUCGGGGCUCCGUCAUGGGUUUAUUUGCCGCGUACCGCGCCGCCGUUUGGGGUCUCCCAUGGCGCCGUGUUUAGCGGAGGUGGUGGUGGAGGGAUGGCGGGCGGGAGCGGCGGCGGCGGCGGUGGUGGUGGUGGGAGAGGCGCGGGGGGGUUUUUGUACGGUGGUGGUGGUGGCGCCGUUGGGGAAUUGGGAUUGUUGGGUGGGCCAGCCCAGAAAGGGAUGGGCGGGUCCCACCACAGUCCGGAUGGGCCGACUUCGCUUAGCAGAUUCUCGAGAGGAGAAGGUGGGCCCAGUUUCGACGACUCGUUGGGCUUGGACUUGCAUCUCAGUCUGGCUCCAGCUGGCCCAUGAUCUCCUUUUCUUUUGUUCUUGGUUAUACAUAAUUUUUUUUUUGUAUUUGUAUUUGCUGUAGGAAUAUAUGACUUUGGAUGUUCAUCAUUUAGACUCCGAUGGUCUUGUACAUUUCUCCAAUUAAUAUUUAUUUAUCUU